UAUCUAAGUUACUACAUUGGCGACGAGGAUGUACUAAAGAUUGAUCUAGAGCAAGAAAUUAUGAGCCACGACAAGGAGAAAAAAGGUUCUAGCUCCGAGACGAACGCGGGCGUAAAUAAUAUAAGCGUGACCAACCGCCAACUCAACGUGAGACCAUUUCAGAUCAACGAAAAUCGCACUGAAACUGCUUCAGGAUGGGAGAAAUGGCUACGGAACAUCGAAAGACAGUUUCGCUACUUUGGGAUCACAGACCCAGAGAUGAAGAAAGACGGCUUAAUCAUUUACGGCGAUCAAAUAAUCGCAGAUUUUGAAGACACACUUCUCGACGCUACAGGCAACGAAGCCGGUGAAGAUGCCUAUGCACAAUUCAUAAUGAAACUCAACAAACAUUUUCUACCAAAGAAGAACAAAGAUUUUGCUAGAUUUCAGUUUAGAAAUCUUAAGCAAAACCACGGUGAAUCGCUUGUUCGAUACUAUACACGCAUCAGGGAAAUAGCAAAGAAAUGCAGUUUCUCGAACGAGAGCGAAGCUAUUCGAGACCACUUAAUAAAAACAGUGACGAACAAUUUCGUACGCAUCAAAGCAAUACGCAAGAAUUGGACGCUCGACCAAAUUCUAGAAGAAGCUGAGUUGGACGAGGAAACCCGAACACAAGCUAAAGAGAUUGAGAAGAAAGUAAAUUCAGACGAAACAAUCAAACGAGUCCAAAAUUAUCGACGACAACGACAGCGACCUUCGUCUCAGAUUUUCCGUGAACAAAGCACAUCACCGACCCGUGAAAAAACGACAAAUCCUUGCAACCGUUGUGGAUAUGACCGGGCUCACCAACAAUGUCCAGCAAUGGGAUCUCUUUGCAUUGCAUGUGGCAAACGUAACCACUACGUCAAAGUAUGUCGAUCGAAGCCCGCAGAAAGAUUUUCAAAUGGCAGACGACAACGACAAUUCGAAGGCGAAGACACAAGAGACACACAACAAUCAACAUCGGGAGAAAGAAAUCGGAGAGACAGCUGGAAAAUGCCAGAAAAUAAAAAUGUCAAGCAUGUUACCUACAAUAGAGAUCGAAGCCCGACUACCGAAAGCAGCACAUCAAGUGACAGCGACUUGGUAAACCACUUAAAGAUACACAGGACAGGUAAUGAAAGACUUUAUCCUGUGUUGUUUACAUAA
Molecule: messenger RNA, 1167 nt
Organism: Paramuricea clavata
Lineage: Eukaryota; Metazoa; Cnidaria; Anthozoa; Malacalcyonacea; Plexauridae
Source: the annotation of a GenBank genome assembly